AGGAAUCUCGAACUUUAAUGUCUUCAUCAAACUAGUUCCAUAGGUUUAACUUGUAUUAAAUUUUGAAGAACAAGACUGCAAAUGGGUAUUCUUGCUCUGUAAUUUCCGAUUGAGGUAAAGGGGGAUUUCAUUCCCAAUUUGAGUUUGAUGAUUUAAGGGUUGUUGUUUUCCAUGCUGCUACUUCUUUUCCGUUAAUGCUCUGACUUGAAUUCAAUUAAAGAUUUGAUAUCUUUGUAACUUAUGAGCAGGAAUUCAAUGAUCCUGGGUCUAUAAGAUAACUGAGAACUGUGUCAUUUACUUUAUUUGUAAGGAAGAAAUAAAUAUGGGUCAUGCUGAGCAGCCGAAACAAAGAGUAGCGUUUGUGCUAAUUGAUGGAUUAGGUGAUGUGUCUCUGCCGAGGUUUGGAAACCGAACUCCUCUUCAAGUUGCCAAAAUUCCCAAUCUGGAUGCAGUUGCUUCAGCUGGAGUUAAUGGCCUUAUGGAUCCUGUAGAAGCAGGCCUGGGUUGUGGAAGUGACACAGCUCAUCUUUCUCUAUUAGGUUAUGACCCACGAGUCUACUAUCGAGGUCGUGGAGCAUUUGAGUCUAUGGGUGCUGGAUUAGCAAUGCAGCCUGGAGAUAUUGCAUUCAAGUCAAACUUUGCAACAUUAGAUGAGGAUUCUGGGGUUGUUACCAGUAGAAGAGCUGACAGGCAUUUCGAGGAAGAGGGACCUAUCCUCUGUGCUGCGUUGGAUAAACUGAAGCUACCAACUUUCCCUGAAUAUGAAGUUAGAGUAAGAUAUGCAACAGAGCACAGAUGUGGAGUAGUUGUGAAAGGGCCAAAACUGAGUGGAAAUAUAUCUGGAACAGACCCAUUAAAAGACAACCGCUUGCUUUUGAAAGCGAAGCCUCUGGAUGAUACUGAUGAAGCAAAGCACACAGCUGCAGUUGUCAAUGAACUCUCUAAGGAGAUGUCAAAAAUUCUGAUUGCGCACCCAUUGAAUGCAAAACGUUUGGCUGAAGGGAAGAACAUUGCCAACAUUGUCCUUUUACGAGGCUGUGGUAUUCGAAUUGAGGUUCCACCUUUUGAAGAGAAGCAUGGGUUGUGGCCAUGCAUGGUAGCCCCCACCAAAAUUAUUGCUGGGCUGGGACUAUCUCUUGGUAUUGAUAUCCUUGAUGCUCCAGGAGCAACAGGAGAUUAUCGUACUCUCUUAACUUCUAAGGCGACAGCUAUCGCUAAAGCUCUAUCAUCCCCACUUCAGCCUUCUCCAAAUGUUUUUGUACCAGGAGAGGAUGAACACGAACCAGGCCGAGCCAAUGGCUAUGACUUUGGCUUCCUCCACAUAAAGGCAAUAGAUGACGCGGGCCACGACAAGGCAAGUGUGUUCAAGGUUAAGGCAUUGGAAGCAGUUGAUGCAGCAAUAAGUCAACUGGCGAGGCUCCUCUGGCAGACAGAAUGUACUGGGAAUUUCCAGUACUCCAUUUGCAUCACCGGUGACCACUCCACUCCUGUCGAAUAUGGAGAUCACAGUUUUGAACCGGUCCCAUUCACUAUUUGCCGGUUAAAAGACUAUGUAGGUGCAGUGGGAGGAGAGUCUGUUAUACUGGAAACCUCCCUUGAUCCAUUUCCUCUUCCAAAAGUCGAUCCUGCCGCUGACCUGAAACAGAUUGGUUUUGACGAGGAGAAUAAUAAUCCAAGGGAAGCUAUCUGCGGUGAUUUGGUAAGCAGUUUUCAUGAAUUAGCUUGCGCUAGGGGCUGCCUUGGACGAUUUCCUGGUGGUGAGAUGAUGGGAAUCAUAAAGACAUUUCUUACUCUUGAAGUCUGAAAUAUUUGAGCAGAUAUGUUCUGGGUAGCGGAAUACUGAUAAAAACUCGAAUAAUCAUUUUGUCUGAGCUACUAAUUAACUUAAUACGUAACGAGAAAUGAAUGUUUGGAAUGAAAAAAGGUUCAAACUAUAUCACAUC
Molecule: messenger RNA, 1943 nt
Organism: Papaver somniferum (opium poppy)
Lineage: Eukaryota; Viridiplantae; Streptophyta; Magnoliopsida; Ranunculales; Papaveraceae
Product: probable 2,3-bisphosphoglycerate-independent phosphoglycerate mutase
Exons: 6
Coding region: 323-1804 (493 amino acids)
Molecular function (GO): metal ion binding
Source: RefSeq, a predicted model, not a curated record